Molecule: messenger RNA, 2688 nt
Organism: Oncorhynchus masou masou (cherry salmon)
Lineage: Eukaryota; Metazoa; Chordata; Actinopteri; Salmoniformes; Salmonidae
Product: sodium-dependent phosphate transport protein 2A-like
Exons: 13
Coding region: 1-2688 (895 amino acids)
Biological process (GO): intracellular phosphate ion homeostasis; sodium-dependent phosphate transport
Cellular component (GO): apical plasma membrane; vesicle; brush border
Molecular function (GO): sodium:phosphate symporter activity
Source: RefSeq, a predicted model, not a curated record
AUGCCCCUCCAGGACUCAUUAUGUGCUCUGGUGAAGAGGAAAUACCUGGGACAACAGUCACACCUGGACGGAGACAUCCUUCCCGAACCCCCAAAAACCUGGCCUGAAUCCCCACUCAUAAAAGCACAUGAUAUUGCUUCGUCAAUGUCCCAGACUCAGGCAGAGAGAAUGAGAUCAGUUUUCAUCAAGGUCUCCAAGAUCCCCCUGCUCCUCCUCUUCCUGUACAUGUUCGUCUGCUCGUUGGAUGUCCUCAGUUCUGCCUUCCAGUUAGCAGGAGGUAAGGUGGCUGGGGACAUCUUCAACGACAACGCCAUACUGUCCAACCCGGUGGCAGGGCUGGUGGUGGGCAUCCUGGUGACGGUUCUGGUCCAGAGCUCCUCUACCUCCACCUCCAUUGUCGUCAGCCUCGUCUCCUCGGGCUUACUCAAUGUGAGGUCUGCCAUCCCAAUCCUCAUGGGAUCCAAUAUUGGGACGUCCGUCACCAACACCAUCGUUGCUCUGAUGCAGGCUGGAGAGAGGGAUGAGUUUGAACGGGCAUUUGCUGGAGCAACGGUACAUGACUGUUUUAACUGGCUGUCAGUGCUGGUGCUACUGCCUCUGGAGGCAACCACAGGCCUGCUGAGAAGACUGUCUCAGGCUGUAGUUGACACCUUCCACAUCAGCUCUGGAGAUAAGGCCCCAGAGAUGCUCAAGGUCAUGACUGAACCACUCACCAAACUCAUCAUUCAGUUGGACAAGUCUGUCAUCACAGGCAUCGCCAUGGGAGAUCAGGCCAUGAGUAACAGGAGUCUGGUGAGGGUAUGGUGUAAGAAUCACAUCCUAACGUCCUCUGUGAAUGUUUCUGUUGGUGAUUCCUUCAACUGUACGUCAGUACAACCCUGCUGGCAAAGCAAUGCAACAACCUGGACAACACAGAACAUGACUCUGCUUGUAAAUAUAGAAAAAUGCAGCCAUCUGUUUGUGGACUCGUGGUUGUCCGACCUGGCGGUUGGCCUCAUUCUGCUCGCCUGCUCUCUUCUGCUCCUGUGCACCUGUUUGUUGCUGCUGGUCAAGCUGCUCAAUUCCCUGCUCCAAGGCCAGGUGGCGAAGGCCAUCCAGAGGAUCAUCAACACAGACUUCCCCUACCCGUUUGGCUGGCUGGCAGGUUACCUGGCCAUCCUAGUGGGGGCUGGCAUGACCUUUGUGGUUCAGAGCAGCUCAGUGUUCACCUCUGCCAUCACUCCUCUCAUAGGUAUUGGUGUUAUCAGCAUUGAACGUGCCUACCCUUUGACCCUGGGGUCAAACAUUGGUACAACCACCACAGCUAUCCUGGCAGCAUUGGCAAGCCCAGGGGACAAGCUGGCCGCAGCUUUCCAGGUCGCCUUGUGUCAUUUCUUCUUCAACAUACUGGGCAUUCUGCUGUGGUACCCUGUGCCCACCACCCGCCUGCCCAUCCGAAUGGCCAGGACUCUGGGGCAGCGCACGGCCAAGUAUCGCUGGUUCGCUGUACUCUACCUGCUUCUGUGCUUCCUGCUCCUGCCCUCGCUUGUCUUCGCCCUCUCCAUGGCAGGCUGGCAGAUAAUGGCUGGGGUGGGCGUGCCCUUUGCUGCGGCCCUCCUCUUGGUGUCUGUAGUGAACAUGCUGCAGGUACACAGGCCAGGCUGUCUGCCAGUGAGGCUGCAGAGCUGGGACUUCCUGCCUGUCUGGAUGCAUUCCCUUCAACCCCUGGAUACCCUACUCACCAAGGUGACCCUGAGCUGCGCUAAAGGAGCCAGCGAGCCUGGUCUGAUACAGUGCUCCAUGGACCAUGAUGGUCCUCAGAAGAGGAGCCACAUGGCUUUGGACAACCUUGUUCUGUGUUACAUAGACGAAGCCCCCACAGUGGUAAUGUCCCAGGGGUCAGACGAAGCCCCCACAGUGGUAAUGUCCCAGGGGUCAGACGAAGCCCCCACAGUGGUAAUGUCCCAGGGGUCAGACGAAGCCCCCACAGUGGUAAUGUCCCAGGGGGCAGACGAAGCCCCCACAGUGGAAAUGUCCCAGGGGGCAGACGAAGCCCCCACAGUGGUAAUGUCCCAGGGGUCAGACGUGGUAAUGUCCCAGGGGGCAGACGAAGCCCCCACAGUGGAAAUGUCCCAGGGGGCAGACGAAGCCCCCACAGUGGUAAUGUCCCAGGGGGCGGACGAAGCCCCCACAGUGGUAAUGUCCCAGGGGGCGGACGAAGCCCCCACAGUGGUAAUGUCCCAGGGGGCGGACGAAGCCCCCACAGUGGUAAUGUCCCAGGGGGUGGACGAAGCCCCCACAGUGGUAAUGUCCCAGGGGGUGGACGAAGCCCCACAGUGGGGUGGACGAAGCCCCCACAGUGGUAAUGUCCCAGGGGGGACGAAGCCCCACAGUGGUAAUGUCCCAGGGGCGGACGGCCCCCACAGUGGUAAUGUCCCAGGGGUGGACGGCCCCCACAGUGGUAAUGUCCCAGGGGGUGGACGAAGCCCCCACAGUGGUAAUGUCCCAGGGGGUGGACAGGGCCAGUACCACACAGUGGCGACCCUCGCCGCCGACCUCGGAUUGGGGACCCUUGCCACGGGUCCCGAAUGGAUGGGAGAUUCCGGCAGCACCGGACGGACGGGAGAUUUCCGGCAGCACCGGACAGGAGGGAGACUCCGGCGGCGCCGAGUGAAGGGCGAUUCCGACAGUACAGGAGGCAGCUCCUGA